Desarmillaria tabescens is the source of this 273-nucleotide messenger RNA. RefSeq lists its product as uncharacterized. The record is from RefSeq and is a predicted model, not a curated record. The transcript has a single exon. The annotation marks the transcript as partial. NCBI's taxonomy places the organism in Eukaryota, Fungi, Basidiomycota, Agaricomycetes, Agaricales, Physalacriaceae.
AUGUCAGAUAUUCAUGACUCGCCCUUCUGGAAUGCAUUCCUUAGCCCUGAUAACCUUCCUUUUAUGACAACUGGCACAGGUAGUGGGGAAGGAAGGUUUAUGUUCAGCUUUGGAAUGGAUGGCUUCAACCCUUUUCAAGUCAAAGAGGCUAAGCAAACCACAUCAUGCACUGCUAUAUACCUGGUUCUUCUCAACUUCCCCCCCCCCCCCCCCCCCCCCCCCCCUCACCUUCACAACCUUCCUGAAAAUAUGUACUUUGUCGAUGUCAUUCCU